Molecule: messenger RNA, 3938 nt
Organism: Amoebophrya sp. A120
Lineage: Eukaryota; Dinophyceae; Syndiniales; Amoebophryaceae
Source: the annotation of a GenBank genome assembly
GCAGAUGUUUCUCAAGGGGAGUGUCAUUGCCAGGCAGUUGGAGCUGGAGCUGGAGAAUACGGGUCUCUCUGAGGCGGACAUUGCCAAAUACCCCGAGUGGCUGGCGUACGAAGUGGAAAACUCGCUCUGUAUACGGCAGACGCAGGCGGACGUAGCGAAAAGUCUUGUGGAGGACACCACGACUAACAAACUACUGCAACUCAACAUGGGCGAGGGCAAGACUGCGGUCAUUAUUCCGCUCGUUGUUGCUGCGGUCGGCAGUCGCAGCGCCGCCGGAAGGGAGGCGAAGCUGGCUAUGGUGACGGUACUGCAAUCGCUUUUUCUGACGAACGGCCGCGAGUUGCAGUUUCAGCUUGGUGGCGUGAUGUCCCGACGGAUUGUUCCUUUUCUGUUCCGACGCGACUUGGAACUCAGUAAGCCGGAGAACUGGGUAACCGACCUGAAACAGUUGCUCAAAGACGGCGGUGUAGUGAUUACCACUCCGGAAUAUCGCCUCUCCCUCGAAAACAGAGCGCUGGAGUGUGGUUCUAGGGAGAGUUCCCACUUCUGUACGAAGGCUGCCGCUUCUCUACACAGUAUCCGUCAAAUUUUCGACCGGCGCACAAGAUCCUUUUUAGACGAGAGCGAUGAGAUUCUUCUUCCGAGCCGGCAACUGAUGUACACACUCGGGGUGGCGGGGGCGAUGGAUGGGGCCGAGAUGCGGCAUCGUCUGGCGUCACUCGUGUUGCAGAUAUCGUCGGAGCUGGGGCCCGAUUUGCGCGACAAGUACGGUUCAGCAGUGGUUGAAAUCGGAAGUAGUGACGACUCGCCACUGCACCAGCAGGAAUACCGAGUCAUCCGUUUGCUACGCCACGCGGAUGAACCAAAAGCGUACGCAGAGCUGCAGAGACUGAUAGUGGAAGAGAUCCUCCAUCGCGGAUUUUUGAAACUCCGGCCAGAAGAGGUGCAAGCCUUUAAGCGCCUCGUCCUGCAGUCGUCGUACGACAAGCUGGAUCUGCGCACCUUGGAGGAAAAGAACUCGCGCAUCGUCGCCCUGACGCUCCGAGGGCUACUCGGGUUCGACGUGCUGCGGUGCGUUCUUCAGAAACGAUACCGAGUCAAUUACGGCAUCCACCCGACGCGCACAAAAUACGAGCUCGCUGUUCCGUUUAUUGCCAAGGACUUGGCAAGUGAGCGGAACGAAUUUGCUCAUGCGGAGGUUCUCUUGCUCUGCACCGUCGCGAGCUAUUUCCAGCGUGGUCUCAACCUGUGCCAAAUGGAGACGGUCUUCCGCAAACUCGGACAAAUCUCCGCUUCUGAGGCGGACGCGCUCUACGCUAGUUGGCUGCCAAAGAAGGUGGGCACCUCGGUGCCAGACACCAGCAGCACUAGCGCCACUUCCGUGAGGCGUUCAGCGCCCUCUGCGCGGACGGGUGUGAACCUGGCGGAUCAGGAGCACUUUCGCCAGGUGGUGCAUCCUUCGUUUUGUCGCAACAUGUCGGUGAUCGACUUCUACCUGCGGCGCAUGGUGUUUCCGGAACAGGCAAAACAGUUCCCGCAAAAGCUCGUCGCGACGCCGUGGGAUUUGUGUCGCGACUCGAGCUUGCAUUCCGACUGGACCAGCAUCACGCAAGGAUUUUCCGGCACCGAUGACACAAAACUUCUGAACCCAGAAACUAUUCAACAGCGAAAUCCACCGCACUUGAAGCACACCACCGGGCUGCAGCUCAUCAACCUCCUCCGCGAAGAGAACAACACGUAUGUGCCGCUGAAGCUGCAGGACCACGCGGAGGCGAUUCUGCAGCUGUUCAGGAAAACCGGCGCUGUCACGGUGAUUCUGGAUCCAGGAGCGUUGGUGCUCAAAUACUCCAGCAAGCAAUUCGCCGAGAAAAUGCUGGCCGCUCGUACGGACCGCAACUACGUGGUUUUUUUCGAUGAGAUCCACGACAUCCAGGUGCUGUCACGCAGUGGCGAGAUAACAAGGUUCAAUCUCAGCCCCUGCGCGAGUGAUAUGUCGUGCGCGUUCCUGUAUCUCGACGACGCACACUGCCGGGGUUCGGAUUUCAAGUUGCCCCUCACCGCGCGGGCGAUUCUCACCCUCGGCGCCAACAUGUGUAAAGACAAACUUCUGCAAAGCAGCAUGCGGCUGCGACAGUUGGGAAGGGGCCAGAGUUUGCUCUUCGUAGCGAGUCAUGAAGUAAACACGCAGUUGAAGGCUUACUUAGCAGCCAGUAAGAAGAAUAAUGGCGGCUCCAUUCCUGAGCUGGCAGUUGUGAGCGCGGUGGUUUCUUGGGCGUUGCAGAACACGUGCCGACGAAUUGCUGAUCUUGUGACCUACUUCGCAGCCCAGUGCCGCUCCUCGAUGACUAAAGCAGAAGCGUAUUCGACCUCGAAAACGCUGGAGGACCUGUCCAGCGCGUGUCUCGAGAGCGAAGUUUUGCAGCUGGAGCGGUUGUAUGGACAGUCGAGGGAAGAGCGUCCGCUUACCGAGCUUGCGCGGGCGCGCCUGGGGGCGUUUGCAAAGAACAAGGGCAGCAGUAGUUCGUCGGCGAUGGAGAUCUUCGCGAAGAGGAUUGUCAAGCGGAUAGAAUCCAUGGUUCCCCGGGUAACACGCAGUGCGGGCGGUCUGGACGAGGAGCAGGAGCGGGAAUUGCAGCAGGAAUUGGAGCAGGAAGUGCAAGUACACCGACCGCCAUCGGCGAAUCCCGUACAGGAGUCUUCGAUUUCCUCUGGGCUGGAGUGCUUUCUCAAACCGGCGCGUUCUACCCGCGAGCUGCUACCACUCGCAGCAGCUUUCGAAGCAACCAGCAUGGCCGGUCAAGUGGAGGGUAUGUUUGCAAACAUUUCAUCGUCGACGUCGAAGAAGAGCGACACGAAAUCUUCGUGGACAGUGUUCAUCACAUCCAACUUUCAGAAGACCGUCGCGGUGAAGCGAAACGCAGACCCGUACAUGAAAGCACCCCGCUGGGUCGUCGUCGACACGAAUCGCUGCUGUGCCGUUCUUGUCUCAAAUUUUGAGGCGGAAAACUGCAUGCGGCUACUUGCACUUGACGGUCCCAAAGCGACACCUGACCACGACUUCGACCAGCAGGAGAAUGGCGACGAGGAAAAAAGCACCAAAGGUUCUUCCGAUGUGUCGUCGAAGAAAAAGGCUGAGUUGAGCAAAGCAACAGGUAAAAAAACUACUGCGUUUUCCCAUGAAGCAAAGGUGCAGAUGAUGAAGAUUCUUGUAGCUGCGAAAAAGAAUCAUGAGAAGGACGCUGCAAAGAAGAACAAGAACAACAAAACGACGGCUGCAACAGCCUCUAAACUGAAGAGCAACUCUUGUUCUACUGGUGCAGCGUCCAGCAGCUCGAAGGCAAUAACGGUUGCGGCGACUACGUCGUCCGUGAGAGUGAGCUCGAAGCUCUGCCUCGUUCCAUUUUCAGCGGUGGUCCGCCUGGGGCAGAAAACCUGGAUUGAGCCGGUGCCCAUUCCGCCGUCAAUCCACGUGUUUGGCGGGAGUGUGUAUGCGCCGAUAGAGUUGAGGAAGCAGAUGUUCCUGUACCUCGGGCUUGCGCCCCGACCGCAAGGGGACGGGCUGGACGCGCGAGAUUGGGACAAAAAGUUCAAUUCUGGCAAACUGCAGCGCGACGGAUUUGUCUUGCCCAAGGAUCGAUCCGCGGCGAUGCUAGCGCUGUGUCCAUUCCAAAGCACCCCGGUGGAAAUGCUGAGCAGACUGUACAACACAGGGCGCGAUUUGGGAACGGCCCUCCGAGCCUCCCCGUUUGCGUCGGUGCUCGGCUGCGCGCUCAACUUCUAGAGCAGCAGCCGAAGGGACUUGAAUAUAGCGAAAAUGGAAUUGAGAAUGAAUCAAAUAAUCUCAGUAUGUGUAUAUGACGUAGUAGAAGAGCUCCUACAACUCCUUUGUACGAAACGAAUUUCUAUCCCGCCUAUGUGGGAGACAGGUGCAAGUCCGC